GGCGAACAAGUCACUUCCCGCCACACUCGUCCUAGUCCGCCCUCCACCCGCUCGCCCCCCAUGAACGCGGAAUCUCUCGAUGGUCGCUUGCUCUUCGCGAUUCCUAAGAAGGGGAGACUCCAUGAGAAGUGUCUCUCCAUGCUAGCAGGCGCCGAUAUCCAGUUCAGGAGACACGCCAGGCUGGACGUCUGCCUCGUCCUAAAUCACCCUAUUGCGCUUGUCUUCCUCCCCGCCUCCGACAUCCCAUCCUUCGUUGGCAAAGGCAACGUCGACCUGGGUAUCACCGGUCACGAUGUAAUACUCGAAGCCGAAAUGCAAGAGCACGUCAGUGAAGCUCUACGCCUCGGCUUCGGCAAGUGUGCCCUUCAGGUACAGGUGCCCGAGGCCGGCCCUAUCAAGACUGUCGAAGAUCUCGCCGGCAAGCGCGUCGUCACAUCCUUCGAGGUGCUUGCGGGGCAGUACUUCGGUGCGAUCGACGAGAGGCUUGACUUGCAAGGCGAGAAGCGGACGAAGAUCGAGUACGUAGGCGGGAGUGUGGAGGCGGCCUGCUCUUUGGGUCUGGCAGAUGGAAUCGUUGACUUGGUCGAGUCAGGAGACACGAUGCGCGCAGCGGGUCUGCACGCUAUCGCCACUGUGCUGGAUACUGAAGCAGUGCUCAUCAAGUCGCGCGCUACCAAGCACCCUGAACAUCUAGCUCUCAUUGACCGCAUAACCGCACGCAUCGCUGGUGUGAUAGCCGCGAACAAAUAUGUCGCUUGUCAGUACAACAUUCUUCGAGAGAAGCUGGCCGCUGCUACAGUAGUCACGCCUGGCCGGAAGGCUCCUACGAUCGCUCCUUUGGAGGAAGAAAAUUGGGUCGCAGUGAACGUGAUGGUAGAAAAGAAGCACAUCGCAGACAAGAUGGACGAACUUGUGCGGAUAGGGGCGGAGGAUAUCUUGAUUUUCAACAUCGACAACUGCAGAGUAUGAGUCGCAAGGAUAGCGAAAAAUGGCUAACACCGCAGCGCUGGCGUUGGUAGCACCAAGUAUCUUCUUUGUUGUCCACGCAGUUUAUAAUGCGAUGUUCUGACGGCACGACGCAUGCGGGACGGAUCCGCGAGGCAGAGCAGAAAGCACCACGACAGAUGUGGGGGCAAUGUGAACUCAUGAAUCAAGCAGAAGCGAUCGAGCUUGCAAAGAAUGUAGUAUUGUUGCUGACGCUUGGUGUACGCCCAACGAUUAGCCACUCAGGGCUCAAGGUUGCCCGGGAAAGUACCGGCUUCCCGCUGCUCGUCCCACUUCGCCACC
Schizophyllum commune H4-8 is the source of this 1287-nucleotide messenger RNA. RefSeq names its product HisG-domain-containing protein. Gene Ontology annotation, biological process: L-histidine biosynthetic process. Lineage: Eukaryota; Fungi; Basidiomycota; Agaricomycetes; Agaricales; Schizophyllaceae. The record is from RefSeq and is a predicted model, not a curated record. Bases 61 to 969 code for a protein of 302 amino acids. Gene Ontology annotation, molecular function: ATP phosphoribosyltransferase activity; magnesium ion binding. Gene Ontology annotation, cellular component: cytoplasm. The transcript has 8 exons.